Molecule: messenger RNA, 802 nt
Organism: Pocillopora meandrina
Lineage: Eukaryota; Metazoa; Cnidaria; Anthozoa; Scleractinia; Pocilloporidae
Source: the annotation of a GenBank genome assembly
AUGCAGGGUUACAAAAUUCCCUUCCUCCAACUUCCAACACCUUUUGUUAAGAGAAACAAUACUUCUGCUCGUGAGAAUAGUGAUUUUUGUUUCGCAAGCUGUCAGCGAUUUACUUCGCUUGGACCUAAUUGCAUAACUUGCUUGCAAGUCCGAUAUCAUUAACCCACUUUCAGUUUCUACCCGUAGUUCGGGAAAGCAAAGGCUCGUUUUGAAUCUUCGACAUGUCAACCAGUUAAUAUACGAACAGAAGUUCAAAUGUGAAGAUCUGGGUGUCGUUACGCAGUUGUUUUGAUCGUAAUUAUUACUUGUUUAAAUUUGACCUUCAGUCUGGUUAUCACCACAUUGAAAUUUUCCCAGACCACAGAAAAUUUCUCGCUUUUGCUUGGGAUUUUGGGAACGGGGUUUCAAGAUAUUUUCAGUUCUGAAAAUUUUCAGAGCUCAUAGAGCCUCUGUGCUUCCUUUCGGGUUUUCUUCAGCCCCGUAUGUUUUCACAUCGAUUUUUAAGCCAUUACAGAAAUCGUGGAGGAGCCAGGGCAUCCCGAUAGCUCAUUUCCUCGACGAUGGUUUAGGAGGGGGAACAGAUUUUGUUUCUGCUAAAGUUAACAGUUUAGUCGUCCAUUCAGAUUUGCUCAAGUCUGGAUUUGUUCCUAAUGAGGAAAAGUCCCUUUGGGAGCCUCUCCUAGUUAUCACCUGGUUGGGUGUGAUUCUCGACACUAUUGAUGGAACUAUACAAGCAACCGACGAACGUAUUGAAAAGUUAAACGCUGGCCUUGUUGAGCUACUGUCUUGUCAACCUCCUUGA